UGUGCCACGGGAGGGGGAACAGGAGCACCGGAGCUCACCCCUAUGGAUGAAAGGCUGGCCGGUAUAAUCGGCGAGUCCCUGCUGAGUGGAGUGGUGACGGAGGCAGAUGGGGACACUGAUGUUAAGGUUGCACCGACUGAACUAGGAGGACCUCGCGAGGAACCUCGUGCCUCGAGCCCCGCUGCCUCCACGGGCACGGCACCUCCUGCCUCCACGGGCACGGCAUCUCGUGCCUCGAGCCCCGCUGCCUCCACGGGCACGGCACCUCGUGCCUCGAGCCCCGCUGCCUCCACGGGCACGGCACCUCCUGCCUCCACGGGCACGGCACCUCGAGCCCCGGGCCCGGCGUCGCCACAGCACCUCCUGCGCAGCCCUCCAGCAGCGGCCGUGUCCUCACAGAUGCAGUCCUGCAGAAUCAGAGGGACACACUUGCUUUUUACGCAUCACAUCCAGACGCUGUUGAACUCCACCUGGGUGUGGGUGUGGAUGUGCAUGGGGAAGGGGGUCUGGCUCGUGGCCGGUACAUGCAGCCUCAGGGGGUAA
Messenger RNA from Pseudoliparis swirei, 543 nucleotides. Its product is annotated as mucin-7-like. The transcript is spliced from 3 exons. NCBI's taxonomy places the organism in Eukaryota, Metazoa, Chordata, Actinopteri, Perciformes, Liparidae. The record is from RefSeq and is a predicted model, not a curated record. The coding region runs from base 43 to 543 and encodes 166 amino acids.